This is a messenger RNA of Durusdinium trenchii, 666 nucleotides long. The record is from the annotation of a GenBank genome assembly. Lineage: Eukaryota; Dinophyceae; Suessiales; Symbiodiniaceae.
AUGCUAGAGCUGGUUAUGCACUACUUGGAGUCUUUGCUCUCCUUGUGGUUUUGGAUCUGGGUAUGGAUGCUUUUGUUCGAACAGCAAAAGGGUUUCUUUGAAGAUGGGAUUUUUGGCUGGCAGACCCGACAGCAUCUUGGCUUCCUCAGUGGCACUCUGGUCUUCUGUGUGCAAGUAGUUCUGCUUCGUUACUACAAGCCUGAGAGGACUGUGCAGACCUUCGAGCCUGGAAAAUACAAGCUGAAGAAGCGCAUGGGAGAGCGCAUCCUUCAGGGGCAAGUCGUCAGAUUGACAAAAGUAGGCUCAUCUUGGGGCAAGCUUGCGGAAGGCAAAUGGGUGCAGAUCAAUCGGAGCAAUAUUUGGGACUAUGCCUUCGGCUUUUUCCAUGCUCAUGCCAUCGAAGAAAAUGGUCCCGCUAAGGAUGAAAAAAGGUUGGGUCACUACAGUUACGAAGCUCCAGAAUCUCAGUUUGUCUACUGCAGCGCCUCCGGGGGCGCCUCCGCAGGACGUCAAAUUGAGAAGGAUGCAGGCAUGGUUGUGGAGAUUACACAAGUUACGCCUUCUACAACUUCAGUGAACGGCCGCCUCAAGGACUCUGAGGUGUACAUCCAAUUGGCAGAAAACACCGUUUUGGGAAGCCUGUCAAGUGUUGUGCGACUCCAUUAA